This is a messenger RNA of Dissoconium aciculare CBS 342.82, 3770 nucleotides long. RefSeq lists its product as uncharacterized. Gene Ontology annotation, biological process: positive regulation of transcription by RNA polymerase II; DNA-templated transcription. Gene Ontology annotation, molecular function: zinc ion binding; DNA-binding transcription factor activity, RNA polymerase II-specific; sequence-specific DNA binding. The coding region runs from base 444 to 3323 and encodes 959 amino acids. The transcript has 2 exons. Lineage: Eukaryota; Fungi; Ascomycota; Dothideomycetes; Mycosphaerellales; Dissoconiaceae. The record is from RefSeq and is a predicted model, not a curated record.
AUCCAAUAUGAUCCCGGUCUCAGGUUGUUCCUGAAGUGUCACAUAAUCAGAGCACUCCGUCGUCCUGCACACAGCGGUCGGCCUAAGCUUUCCCCACCCUUACGUUUCGGGCGGGUCAUGAACAUUCAAUCGCCGCUUCAUCAACUCCAUUCCUCGCAAGCCUCGCCGUUCUGCUCCAGUUCUCCAGGCUUCUCGGCACUCACGCCACUGCCUAAUCUCCGUGCCCGUGUGCGCCAGCUUCGACAUUCCCGAAUGAGUCGAUAUAUUGCAAGAGUCACGCGCAAUUGAUCAAAUACAUCAUUGUUCGAGAUCUCGACGUCGCGACUGAAUAAAUUGUUCCCAAGUUCGACCCGAAGUAGGAGGGAAAAAGGGCAUUCGCCCUUCAGGGCAACAGACUUUGGCUGCCCCACGUGAAAGCAACAACCGUUGACGAUCCGUUCGCGAUGUCGGCCAUCGCCACACCAGGUCCAUCCAGUCUGAGUUACAAUGCGGCUUCACGAAGAAACCCACGAACCAGGAUUCAUCAGCGCAAUGAAGGCGUAGAGGUCGGGUCAGCAGGCUCAUCGCAGGUCGCUCACACGUUGACCGCUUGCACACGCUGUCGUACGCGCAAGACGAAAUGCGACGUCGGACUGCCUCGCUGCGGCCCAUGCGAGCGCACCGGCUCUACCUGCGAAUACUAUGAUUCGAAUCGCGGGCACAACGUGAACCGCUACUAUGUCGUUCAUCUGCAACACAGAGUGCGCGAGCUGGAGGAAGAGUUGGAUCGUGUGGAAAACGAAGAUGCCGUCGACGAUCCGGACGCCCUGAUGCGUGCUGCGGCGGUCCGCGUCAGUGAUACGAAAGAGUCAAAGUACCUGGGGCCUUCGAGCGGCAUCGCCAUUACCCGCCUGGUCAUGCAACUGGCCAAACAGUUCACAGACUCGUCCAGUAUCAAGGAUAUUGUCGAUGAGAAUCGCGCUGCUCAAAUCAAAGAUCUCUAUACCCAAGAGCAAGCUAAGCCUUACUCCAAAAUCUUCCCUCUGAUAAGCAAUGUCGCUGCGGAGGACCUGCCAAAACGAGGAGUGACAGAUGGUUUGGUACAAUUAUACAAGCUCAAGGUGCAGCCCAUGUACCCUGCGCUGCAUGAACCAACACUCGAAAGAGAUAUCGAUGCCGUGUACGCGGACGCCGCUGCAGCGACAGAUUAUCAACACUUCAUUUGCCGCAUGGUGAUAGCCGUCAGCUUGCAAAAAGCGGAUGCGAAGUUUGCGGGCUUGGCUGACAGCUACUAUCUGGCUGCUCUCAAAUACCUCGACGCCGUGGUUCGUCCAAAGGAUCUGCGUACGCUGCAAUGUUUUGCUCUCAUGGCCGAGUAUUCCCUCUUGACGCCGACCCGGACCGCCAUCUAUUACGUCGUCGGUCUCGCUGUGCGCCUGACCCAAGCAUUGGGGCUGCACGAGGAGAAAACUGUAGUCCGCGCGCGUAAAGACGGGACUAUCGACGUUCUCGAAGUCGACAUGCGCCGUAGGGUUUUCUGGUGCAUACUCGCCAUGGACUACGGUCUGGCGCACUCCUUGGGUCGGCCGGCGAUCAUGGCGACCAGUCAGAAUCACAUUGACGUGGGUUGGUUCCAUACCUGCGAUGAUAAAUACAUUACUCCAGAUGGCAUCGAUCCGGCAGCGCCACAAGUGACACUCAAGAAAUGGAUCGCUAUUCAUUUUUUCAAGAUGCGCAUGCACCAGCUUGAGAUCCGCCGGAAGCUAUAUAUGAAGAAACAGGAUGAGCCCAAAGAUGACAAUGAUCCGUGGUUUAUUCAAAUGGACAAGAAGAUCACUGACUGGCGGGACGCCUCGCCUUCACAGGAUGAGGGCCAAGGAUUGGACAAAGUGUGGUUUAUAGGCCGCUACAACACCAUGGUCGUCUUCAUGUAUCGGCCAUCACCUCAAGUUCCGCGCCCUUCUCUGCAGGCUGCAUUCAAAUGCUACGAUGCUUGCGAGUACAACAUCUAUAUGCACCGCGAGCAAAUCGACAAGAAGAACGUAGACCUAACAUGGGUCUUCACUCAGUCGCUGUUCAUGGCGAUCAACACAAUGUUAUGGUCGCUUAGCUACGUCGAAGUCAGGCGCAAACACCGGAAGGAGGAUGUACAGAGACAUCUCGAAGUUGCCAUGGCUGCAAUUGGUCUAGCCUCCCUUCGCUGGCCUGGUGUCGCCUCGGCUGUACAGCUCUACUACAAUCUCAUUAAUGCGGUGUUGAAGAUCUACGAAAAGGACGGCGACGUGCCAGUGUCGGCAACGACACCGUCCGAGUCGACUGCUUCACCAAGUGCUAUGAUUCGCGAAGGUUCAAGCAAGACCCAUAGCUCGGCGCAAAUGACCAGUCCAGGAUCGACAGGCAGUGUCAUAAAUCUGGCGACACCCGAGCACCAACCUGGGCAGCAGCAGCAGCAACAGAAGCUGCCACCGCCAUUUGGAUAUAUGCAUCAAGCGGCUCGGCGCAGCGUCGAGAUGCCUCCACCUUUGCCUUACGCCAGCCAAGCGAGUGAAGCACAACAGACUGUCGCCACACCGCCUUCAUAUCACACGCCGGCAUCGCUUUCGAGUGUGCUAACACCUUCGAGCAGCAAUAGCUACGAUCCUAGCAACAGCAGUGACUCACCAUAUUUACACUAUGAUUCCAGAGCAGGAUCGUUGCCGCCAUUGCAGAAUUUCCAGCUUCAUCCUUUGCAACCGCAGCAGCAACCUUACCAGGCACCAAAUCCUCCGACGGAGGCGUUGAGUCAAGGUUACCACUCGUCAAUCAACCAGUCAACAGGACCCCUGUCCUUUGACACUUCCGCUUUGUCUGGUCACGCCGACUCGAGUUGGUUGUCCCAGCCAAACUUGUCUUAUCAGGGUGGUCUCGGGAGCUGGCCUGCCGCAUUCGACCCGGUCAACGUUCUCUACCCUUUCUCGAACGAGUUAAGGGAGUCACUGACUCAGCCCAAUCACCUCAGCGCUCUCCAACAACAGCAACAGCACGCUCAGCAUCAACAACAGCAAUCUUUCAUUCCACAAGACUGGGCGAACCUCAUGCAUAUUGCCACGACUUCUGCCCCAGGCGCAAGCAAUUUUUACACUCACAACACCGCGACCGCCCCCGCAGCAAAUCCAUUCUACAUGUCGCCUUACGAUGACCCGUCCUACUACACAAACGGCCUGACACUGAGUCAACAGGAAGAGCUCAUGCAAUCGCUGGAAACGGAUGGCAUGGAGGACAUCCAGCAUAUGAUUUCCGCAACGCUAGGCAGCAUGUCCUCAGCUCCGCAGCAAAAUGCAUCACCUUCCCAAAUGACUGCGUAGGACGCAGCCGUGUGGUUCUGUUGAUGAUACAUCGGGACGCGAACGCGCGUAGGCUGCAUAAGGCUUGUUGCUUCUUGCACAGAGAAUGUGCCAAUGCGUCUAUUGGCAGUCUUUAGCCACAGAUCGUUCUGAAGGUACGAUCUCCGUGUUGUAGCCUCGGCGUCGCCCACAGCUCGGGCCUCCUUCAGUCUCUUACACACCUCGAGCUCUCUUUUGGGGGUGGUGCACCAAACCUGUGACGGUAUUGACGAAUGUGGCUCUUUUCGUUGCUCGUUUCUUUUUCUGAUAUUUACUUUUCCUCGAUAUGAUAUCCCGGUUUGGCGGUCUUUUUCAAUGACGAAGAGUUUUUCCUCAGACAGCGGUGGACCAGACACUUGAUAUUAGUCAGGCGCGUGCGUAAUGCAUCAGAGCGAUCAUGCUCUCUACAAUGAUACUUUGCCGGACAAU